AUGCUAUGCGUGAAUGCCGAAGCAAAUUUCGGGGCUUGCGCAGAACAAAAAAUACAUGGGUUGUGCGUCCGCAGCAUUUCGGCAUGGAGACCAUUUCCACUUGUCGGAGCCGCUGUAGCCAUGGGCAGCGAGACAGAGGAAGCACGCCGUCGGUACCGCAAUACGCUGUUCGACCGCGAGGCGAAAGCAGCUGCGAGCCUUUUGGAGCAGGUCCGCCAGUACGUGGGGCGCUCCGGGAAGUGCCAAGUCACAGAUUUCGAGGACCUGUGCACGAUCCACCAUGCUAUCAGCAACCUCUUCGAAAGAGUCAAGAGGUUUAGCAGUCUCGAGUCCAUGCCUCGGGUGUACCGCAACGCUGUCAAGGCUGCGAACAUCGAGAGGCCAGCGGGCGAAGCCGAUGAUGCGCAGCUCCUGAUCUUGCAGGGUACCAACGACCUGGAGGAUCCUCCGUCAGAGACGGUGUUGGACCUCACCCCGCCAUGGCUUCCCAGAGACGGGGAGAAGAAGGGGGGCGGAGGAGGACAAGAGGGUGUUGUGUAG
Molecule: messenger RNA, 540 nt
Organism: Symbiodinium natans
Lineage: Eukaryota; Dinophyceae; Suessiales; Symbiodiniaceae
Source: the annotation of a GenBank genome assembly